This is a messenger RNA of Limulus polyphemus (Atlantic horseshoe crab), 1002 nucleotides long. Its product is annotated as FK506-binding protein 5-like. The record is from RefSeq and is a predicted model, not a curated record. The transcript has 3 exons. NCBI's taxonomy places the organism in Eukaryota, Metazoa, Arthropoda, Merostomata, Xiphosura, Limulidae. The annotation marks the transcript as partial.
UUGUGGCUUCAUUCUGUUCAACAUUGUCUAUUACUUCAUUAUCAAAAUGAUACCACAUGUAAUAAUGAAGUAAUAGUAUAUGAAGAACAGAAUGAAAACACAUAUGAUAAUGAGGAAAUAGAAAAUGAUGAUCAGAUUGAUACCACAUGUUAUAAUGAAGAUGAUGAACACAAUGAAACCACAAGUGAUAAUGAAGUAAUAGAAGAUGAAGAACAGAAUGAAGCCACAAGUGAUAAUGAAGUAAUAGAAGAUGAAGAACAGAAUGAAAUAACAACUGAUUAUGCGGUAAUAGAAAAUGAUGAUCAGAUUCAUACCACAUGUGAUAAUGAGAUAGUAGAAGAUGAUGAAAACAAUGAAACCACGAGUGAUAAUGAGUUAAUAGAACAUGAGGAACAGAAUGAAGCCACAAGUGAUAAUGAGGUAAUAGAAGAUGAUGAACAGAAUGAAACCACAAAUGAUGAGGUAUUAGAACAUGAUAAGCAGAAUGAAACCACAAGUGAUAAAGAGGUAAUAGAAGAUGAUGAACACAAUGAAACCACAAGUGAUAAUGAAGUAAUAGACAAUGUUGAACAGAAUGAAGCCACAACUGAUAAUGAGGUAAUAGAAAAUGAUAAGCAGAAUGAAAUAAUAAUUGAUAAUGAGGUAAUAGAAGAUGAUGAACAGAAUGAAGCCACAAGUGAUAAUGAGGUAUUAGAAGAUGAAGAACAGAAUGAAAUAACAACUGAUUAUGAUGUAACAGAAUGUAAUGAACAGAGUAAAAUCACAAGUGAUAAUGAGGAAAUAGAAGAUGAUGAACACAAUGAAAUGACAAGUGAUAAUGAGGUAAUAGAAGAUGAAGAACAGAAUGAAACCACAAAUGAUAAAGAGGUAAUAGAAGAUGAAGAACAAAAUGAAGCCAUAAGUGUUAAUGAGGUAACAGAAGAUGAGGAACAUAAUGAAGCCAUAAAUGAUAAAGAGAUAAGAAAAGAUGAUGAACAGAAUGAAAUGACAACUGAUAAUGAG